AUGGCCGCCGGACAGCCGUCGCUCGCCGUAGUCGGCGACCGGGGCUCCUCCUCUUCCUCUCAGCCUCCUCCGCCGCCGCCGCCCAAGAUCCUCCUCGCGAAGCCGCCGCUUCCGCCCCCGUCGUCCUCCGGCGCCGACGAGGAGGGCGGCGGCCGCGCGCGCCAGGCGCCGCAGCCUGGCUCUCUCAGCCUCGUCUCCGACGCGUGGGAGGUCCACACCGAAAAAAUCCUCCCGUAUUUGACAGAGAACAACGAUUUCGUGGUAAUUGGGAUAAUUGGUCCACCUGGUGUGGGAAAGUCAACAAUUAUGAAUGCACUUUAUGGAUAUGAUGGAAACUCACCUGGAAUGCAUCCUCCUUUUGCAAUGCAAAAUGAGGAAAUGAAAGCAAUGGCAAAGCACUGUACGGCAGGUGUUGACUUCAGGAUAUCUCAUGAACGUGUUAUACUACUUGACACUCAGCCAGUAUACAGUCCAUCCAUCCUAAUUGAUAUGAUGAGGCCUGAUGGUUCAUCCACACUUCCUGUUCUUAAUGGUGAUCCACUACCGGCAGACCUGGCCCAUGAGCUAAUGGGGAUCCAGCUUGGUGUAUUCUUGGCAUCUGUUUGUAAUAUUUUGUUGGUCGUGUCAGAAGGGAUCAAUGAUUUUGCCAUGUGGGAGCUCAUGCUUACGGUUGAUUUGCUGAAGAAUAACAUACCUGACCCAUCAUUAUUGACCUCAUCUUCUUCGCCAGAUAAGGAAAAUAAAAAUGAUAACCAAUCAGUCAGUGAAGAUUACAUGGCUGAUCUCUGUUUUGUGCAUGCUAGAUUGCGGGAACAUGACUUUUCUCCUUCAAAGCUCAUGCUUCUAAGGAAGACUCUUGAGAAACACUUCGAGUCAUCCACAUUUAACAUUGGUAGCUCUAGUGCGACACCUGAAGUCACUGAUUGCUCAGUUCCUUUAAGCACGAAAGUUGAAGAUUUGAGCUCCAGCCAGCAGGAUGUAUUUCUUCUUCCAUUGCGAUCACAUGACAACUCAACGAAUUUUGAGUAUGGAACAUACUCAUCCAUGUUAGGGAUGCUUCGUGACCAGGUGCUGUCAAGAACUUAUAGGCCAUUCUUGAAGAAUCUGACAGAGCGCGAUUGGCUGAGAAGCUCGGCAAAGAUUUGGGACAUGGUGAGGAGAUCUCCCGUCAUCUCCGAUUACUGCAAGGCGCUUCAGAGCUCGGGCUUGUUCAGAAAGUAGCCUUAUCUGCUUGUAUGUCCUUGAAACACAAUGAUUCGGCGUUGGAUCAUAUUUGUUAUAUCCAUGAUGAUGUAUGGGACCCUUCGCGUUUUUUCUUUCUUUCUAGUUUGUGCAUCCCAAACGCGAUAGAUUCUGGGAGCAGAAAUUUUGAAAGUUGAUGCUGUCCCUUUUAGUUUGGAUGCAAGGAUGUGUUGUAAGCUAGGAGUCAGCGACGUGACCUAUGUAUCUAUGAAAUUGAAAGUUGAAGUUCAAAGCUGAUAGUGGCAGCCGAGGCCUGCAAAGUAAUUAUGCUGAAUUAAAGAACUUA
Molecule: messenger RNA, 1528 nt
Organism: Lolium rigidum
Lineage: Eukaryota; Viridiplantae; Streptophyta; Magnoliopsida; Poales; Poaceae
Product: nonsense-mediated mRNA decay factor SMG9-like
Exons: 8
Coding region: 1-1221 (406 amino acids)
Biological process (GO): nuclear-transcribed mRNA catabolic process, nonsense-mediated decay
Source: RefSeq, a predicted model, not a curated record